Rotaria sordida is the source of this 1449-nucleotide messenger RNA. NCBI's taxonomy places the organism in Eukaryota, Metazoa, Rotifera, Eurotatoria, Philodinida, Philodinidae. The record is from the annotation of a GenBank genome assembly.
AUGAAGGUUGUAAUUAUUGGUGGUGGACCAUGCGGACUUGGAGCUGCUUGGCGUGCUGAAGAAAUUCGACGUCAAGGUAAUAGCAAUGUCGAUUGGAUACUCGUUGAAGAAUCAUCCAAUGCUGGUGGUCUCGCUAGAACAGUUGUUGAUGAAAAAGGUUUUCUAUGGGACAUGGGUGGUCAUGUUAUAUUUUCGCAUUAUGCUUAUUUUACUCGUUUACUUGAUUAUUUGUUACCAAAUCCUACCGAUUGGAAUUCUAAAAUUCGUGAAGCAUGGGUAUGGAUGCGUGGUACAUUUAUUCCAUAUCCAUUACAACAAAAUCUUCAUCGUCUACCAAAACAUGAAAUUGUUGCUUGUAUUGAAGGUCUUCUUGAAAAUGAACGUCGUCGUUCAACAUUUUCAAAACCUGUUACAUUUGCUGAUUGGCUGGACCAAUCAUUUGGUCGUGGUUUAUGUGAUGUAUUUAUGCGUCCAUAUAAUUUUAAAGUUUGGGCAUAUACACCCGAUAAAAUGAAUGUUGAAUGGAUGGGUGAACGUGUUGCAACUGUUAAUAUAUCACGUGUUAUACAUAAUGUUAUACUUGGUCAAGAUGAAAUUGGUUGGGGACCUAAUAAUACAUUUCGUUUUCCAAUGAAAGGUGGUACAGGUACAAUAUGGCGUCGUUUAGCUGAAGUAUUACCACAAGAAAAACUUAAAUUUUCAAAACAAGUUACUAAAAUUGAUGUUAUACAAAAAAUGAUUUCAUUUAAUGAUGGUUCAUCAGAAUCUUACGAUGCUAUUAUUUCAACAAUGCCAAUGAAUUGUUUAUGUCAAAUAAUUGAAGGUACAACAAAAAUUACUCGUAGUGAAUUACUUGAUAAAUCUAAACAAUUUCGUUAUUCAUCAAGUCAUAUAUUAGGUUUUGGUAUUGAAGGUCAACCACCAACACAUUUAAAUACAAAAUGUUGGAUGUAUUUUCCUGAAGAUGAUUGUCCAUUUUAUCGUGCAACACUUUUUUCAAAUUAUUCACCUUAUCAUGUACCAAAACCAGGUGAACAAUGGUCACUUAUGUGUGAAGUUGCAGAAUCUUCUGAUAAACCUGUUGAUAUAGAUAAUAUUAUUGCUAUUACAGAACAAGGUUUAAAAAAUACAAAAUUAAUUGAUAAUGAUACAAAAAUUCUAUCACGUUUUCAUAUUCGAUUAGAGUAUGGUUAUCCAACACCAUUCUAUGGUCGUGAUCAACUUUGUACACCACUUUUUGAAGAAUUCGAAUCACAUAAUAUCUAUUCACGUGGUCGAUUUGGUUCAUGGAAAUAUGAAGUAUCAAAUCAAGAUCAUUCAAUGAUGUUAGGUGUUGAAGCUAUUGAUCGAAUUGUAUUUGGUACUGAAGAACUUACACAUAAAUAUCCAGAUAUUGUGAAUGCAAAACGAGAUAAUGUUGGUCGUGUGCCUUUUAUUCCAACUCAAUAA